AGUCCUUACUUUUUAUUGGCUGAAAGUUCCCCGCGAAAUCUACGUCAGCAGCAGAUUCGCGCCACAACUGCGGCACUCGGACAUACACAAAAGUGAUAUCCCAUCAGCCAUGUCUUCCCCUGCAUCGACUCCUGGUGGCCGCAAACGUGGAAGGAACACCAACCCUUCCACUCCGCUUAGGGAGGACCCAACCUCGCCUCCCUCUCAGCGACGCAGAGGUCAGGACUCCUCCACUGGUGACCUGAUGCCUAUGCCCACCUCUCCAGCCACAGACAUGGCCAGUCCUGCAGCUCAGCAAGACACCUCCCUGUUCUCGAGCCCGCGGCCUUCAGUUCUGCCUAAUGAAGUGGACAUGAGCUCCCCUCUGAUGUAUGGGACCCCGAGCUCCAGGGUCGAAGGGACCCCGCGCAGUGGAGUGCGUGGAACACCGGCCAGACAACGACCUGAUCUGGGAUCAGUCAGGAAGGCUCCUCAAGUUGAUCUUCAUUCUGAUGCACCAAGUGCAGAUGGUGUUGCAGCAAAUGAACCAAAUGCAGCCCAGAGUCUGGUGAUCUGGGGGACUGAUGUCAACGUGGGAACCUGCAAGGAGAAGUUCCAGAGGUUUCUGCAGCGGUUCAUCGACCCAAAUUCUACUGAGGAUGAGAACGCUGGUCUGGACUUAAAUGAGCCUUUGUACAUGCAGAAGCUGGAAGAGAUCAGCGUUGUGGGUGAUCCCGUGAUAAACGUCAACUGCCAACAUGUGCAGUCCUUUGACGCAGACCUGUACAGGCAGCUCAUCUGCUACCCACAAGAAGUUAUCCCGACCUUUGACAUGGCCGUCAAUGAGCUUUUCUUUGAGCGUUUCCCAGAUUCCAUUCUGGAGUACCAGAUCCAAGUUCGCCCCUACAACGCCCUGAAAACCAGAAACAUGAGGAGUCUGAACCCAGAAGACAUCGAUCAGCUAAUCACCAUCAGCGGCAUGGUGAUCCGCACCUCGCAGCUCAUCCCAGAGAUGCAGGAGGCCUUCUUCCAGUGCCAGGUGUGCGCCUUCACCGUCCGCAUGGAGGUGGAUCGCGGCCGCAUCGCCGAGCCGGGCGUGUGUCGCCACUGCAACAACACCCACAGUCUGGCGCUGAUUCACAACCGCUCGGUCUUCUCUGACAAACAGAUGAUCAAAAUUCAGGAGUCUCCCGAAGACAUGCCGGCCGGGCAGACGCCUCACACCACGGUUGUGUACGCUCACAAUGACCUGGUUGAUAAAGUUCAGCCUGGAGACAGAGUAAACAUCACCGGUAUCUACAGAGCGGUCCCGAUGCGCGUGAACCCACGUCAGAGCAACGUAAAGUCGGUCUACAAGACCCACAUAGAUGCCAUCCACUUCCGCAAGACAGACGAAAAGCGUCUGCACGGUCUGGACGAAGAAGCCGAGCAAAAACUCUUCACGGAGAAUCGUGUGCAGACCUUAAAGGAGCUGGCGGCCAAGCCGGACGUCUACGAACGUCUGUCCUCUGCCCUCGCACCGAGCAUCUAUGAACAUGAGGACAUCAAAAAGGGCAUCCUGUUGCAGCUGUUUGGCGGCAGCCGUAAAGACUUCAGCCAGACGGGCCGGGGACACUUCCGUGCCGAGGUAAACAUCCUCCUCUGCGGAGACCCCGGCACCAGCAAGUCUCAGCUGCUCCAGUACGUCUACAACCUGGUGCCCCGUGGCCAGUACACGUCGGGGAAGGGCUCCAGCGCUGUGGGUCUCACCGCCUACGUUAUGAAGGAUCCGGAGACCAGGCAGCUGGUCCUGCAGACCGGAGCCCUGGUGCUGAGCGACAACGGCAUCUGCUGCAUUGACGAAUUUGACAAGAUGAGCGACAGCACGCGCUCCGUGUUGCACGAGGUCAUGGAGCAGCAGACCCUCUCUAUUGCCAAGGCUGGAAUCAUCUGCCAGCUGAACGCCCGUACGGCGGUGCUGGCAGCUGCAAACCCGGUCGAAUCCCAGUGGAACCCCAAAAAGACCACAAUCGAGAACAUCCAGCUGCCUCACACCCUGCUGUCAAGAUUUGACCUGAUCUUCCUGAUGCUGGACCCCCAGGACGAGGCCUACGACCGCAGGCUGGCGCACCACCUGGUGUCUCUGUACUACCAGAGCGAGGAGCAGAUGGAGGAGGAGUUCCUCGACAUGGCCGUCCUGAGGGACUACAUCGCGUACGCACGGACCUACAUCAACCCGAGACUGAGCGAGGAAGCCAGCCAGGCCCUAAUCGAGGCUUACGUUGAUAUGAGGAAGAUCGGAAGCGGUCAUGGGAUGGUGUCCGCCUACCCCAGACAGCUGGAGUCGCUGAUUCGUUUGGCCGAGGCACACGCUAAAGUUCGCUUCUCAGAAAAGGUGGAGACCAUCGACGUGGAGGAGGCCAAGCGGCUGCACAGAGAGGCCCUGAAACAGUCGGCCACCGACCCAAGAACAGGCUUUGUGGACAUCUCAAUCCUCACCACAGGGAUGAGCGCCACUGCCCGCAAACGUAAGGAGGAGGUGGCUCAAGCCCUGAAGAAGCUGAUCCAGGCCAAAGGAAAGACGCCGGCCCUGAAAUACCAGCAGCUGCUCGAUGAUCUCAGAGGACAGUCUGAAACGGCAAUCACUAAAGAGCUGUUCGACGAGGCGCUCCGAGCCCUGGCAGACGACGACUAUUUGACGGUCACUGGAAAAACCGUCCGUCUUCUUGCUUGAGUCACAUCCUGUCUUUUGUCCAUGUCCUUUUUGGACUGUAAAACCUUUUGUGUAAUUAAAGAAAUGUUUGUUUUUGGGGACAGUUAACAAGACUUGUGAGUUCUUUGUGAGGAGCUAAUGUCAUUUUGUAAUUUAAAAUGAAGACGUGGGUCAAAAUAUUCACAUAGAUACAGAUAUUUGAAAUAAUGUUGAAGUUUUUUUGUUAACUUUUUUUCUGGACUUAUGCUUGCUCUUUUUGUGCGUCUGUGAUGUUAUAUGGAGUUAAAAUGUAGCUUGCAUUGAUUUCAUGCUGAUGAAUAAAAAUGUUGCUAAGUCAAAA
This is a messenger RNA of Nothobranchius furzeri (turquoise killifish), 3011 nucleotides long. RefSeq names its product minichromosome maintenance complex component 4 (gene mcm4). The record is from RefSeq and is a predicted model, not a curated record. NCBI's taxonomy places the organism in Eukaryota, Metazoa, Chordata, Actinopteri, Cyprinodontiformes, Nothobranchiidae. Gene Ontology annotation, molecular function: single-stranded DNA helicase activity; ATP binding; single-stranded DNA binding. Gene Ontology annotation, biological process: DNA strand elongation involved in DNA replication; double-strand break repair via break-induced replication; DNA replication. Gene Ontology annotation, cellular component: nucleus; MCM complex.